AUGACCGAGCUCGCUGCAGGGCACCUCGAAACACUGCCCAGCGCAGUGGCGCCGCACUCCGUUCACGUUGUACCUGAGACCAUCAAUUCCGCUCGCGUACUGUCUCAGGUACGACAGCGAGCACCGCGUAUUUGAAUCAAUCUAUCGCAGCUCAACAAAUGUCUGCGCAAUGAUCAUGACUCGAUCCCAUUCCACGAAAGUCACAAGCAGGCUUCUUGGAGGAGGGAUCAGCGAGAAGCGUUGCCUCCUUCGAGCUUGGCCUCUUCUCAAAAGGUAUUUAA
This is a messenger RNA of Ceraceosorus bombacis, 281 nucleotides long. Lineage: Eukaryota; Fungi; Basidiomycota; Exobasidiomycetes; Ceraceosorales; Ceraceosoraceae. The record is from the annotation of a GenBank genome assembly.